Cladocopium goreaui is the source of this 1632-nucleotide messenger RNA. Lineage: Eukaryota; Dinophyceae; Suessiales; Symbiodiniaceae. The record is from the annotation of a GenBank genome assembly.
AUGGCUGAAUCUGUGGAGUUUUCGCGACCGGGUACCUGCAAUUUGGUUAUGCUUAUCCUUAUUGCCAAAGCUGGCGCAGCUCCAAGCAUCACACAGGCGGUUCUUGUUCUGAAGACCGUACGAGUCAAAGGUUUGGUCCCCUUGACCGGCCCAGAGCGCAAGCAAGCUCCGCGGCCUUUGCCUCCCUUGCCUCCCUUGCCGGUCGCACCAAAAGAGAAGGACAUCUCGGCCCAGUCCACAUACAACAACGACGUGAGCUUUGAGGUGAGUGGUGAAAGUUUGUUGGCAAGAUACCUAGACAGGUCCUACGUGCCGGAGCCCGCGGUGCUGGAAGCAGCAUCCAGAGCCAGGGUCAGCGGUUCUCCACCGAGGAGGAAAAGUGAGAGCUGUGAAGGCGCUUCCAAGUCGGUUCCUGUCACAUCUUCCGGCUGCGGUGUGGUUUUUACCAAGUUGUGGUCCAGAGUGAUCAGUAGCUUUAGUGGAACGGUGCCUCAACCGAUCCAGGACUUCCAGGCGGCUGGGCUUCCGGAGAAGGUCCUGAAGGAAAUUCAGGAUGCCAAGUUCAGCGAACCCACACCCAUUCAGGCGCAGUGCUGGCCCAUUCUGAGCAACGGACAUGACCUGAUUGGCAUUGCUAAGAGUGGCAGCGGCAAGACCCUAGCGUUGCUCGGGUCGCUGUUGAAAUGCUCGGACCGUUGCUCCUUCGUUCGCGGCGUGCCGCGUUGCGACGCGAUCGCCGCGAUGGACUGUCUUCCCAAACGGCCUCCGGGCCCCGUAACGAAACAAAUUCCACGCUUGGAUGAAGCAAUCGCGUCAUUGCAAGAACUUCAAGAAGAAGGGGAAGUGGAAGCUGCUAUGGGUCUUUUGCUGCGUCUCAUCACCAUCGACGAGUCCGUGUUUUGCACAGUCUUUCCGCACGCGGAUGGGGAGACCCUCAGCGUGACCGACAUCAUGGGCCGCACCUUGCUCCACUACGCCGCCACGCUGGGACGCCUCGCAGCUCUGUCUCUCCUCUUGGCCUCCGAGCGGCUGGACCCCAACUGCCGCGACGACCGCGGCGACACGGCGCUCCACCUGGCCGCAGGCAACGGCGAACGCGGCGCCUGCGAGCUGCUGCUGAAGAACCGCCGCGUGGAUCGCAGCCUGCAGGAUGAGGAUGGCCGCACCGCUCUGGAUUUGGCGCAUUCCUCCGCGGCGCACUACUUUGCCACCGAAGCUGUACAUGCUUUACAGAUGUGACGAAGCUGGUGGCCGUUCCCCAAAAGAGGCUGAAAAGGCUGGCCUGGAGGCCUGGAGGAUUUUUUAAAGUACUCCAAUCAACCAAAAACUCCCACUUUUUUACCAUCCAAGUGAUUCAGAAUGGACGUGUCUGGGCCUUCUAUCGGUUGGCUUGCGCACCUGAUCCGUUGCGCAUGAAAUGACUCUGUUCAAAAUAGGACUCAGAGUGAGUUGACUAAAGAACAGAGAUCACAAUAGCACUCACAGCAAGAACAGUGAUUUUCCAGCGCCGAGUUUUCUCGCUGCAGCUCAUCAUUUAAUCGUUGGUGACUCUCCAGUCAGUCACAUCAUGUCACAUCCUUUCCGUCGUCACAGCGUCGACACUUGCAAGACGUGUGGCCAAGACAGUCAAAA